Molecule: messenger RNA, 1337 nt
Organism: Drosophila nasuta
Lineage: Eukaryota; Metazoa; Arthropoda; Insecta; Diptera; Drosophilidae
Product: galactose mutarotase
Exons: 1
Coding region: 143-1246 (367 amino acids)
Biological process (GO): beta-D-galactose catabolic process via UDP-galactose, Leloir pathway; glucose metabolic process
Molecular function (GO): aldose 1-epimerase activity; carbohydrate binding
Source: RefSeq, a predicted model, not a curated record
UGUUUGCCGCAGUUGGCUUUGGAACCAUUACCAAUGCUUUUGCAUUAAAAUAUUUAAAUUAUUUAGUUUGAUUCAUGAACUACGAAAUUUUUGUUUAGAAAAUCUUUUUGGAAUAGGCCAAUCAAAUUGUUGAACUUCAACGAUGGUGCGAGUCACAGAAGAUGUGUUCGGCAUUGCCGUUAAUCCCAUGUCGCAGAAGAGUGAGCACAUCCGACGCUUUACCUUGACCUCCGAAAAGGGCAUGUCAGUUGCGGUCCUCACGUUGGGCGCCAUUGUACAGAGCAUCAAGGUGCCCGAUCACAAUGGCAAGCUCGAGGAUAUUUGCUUGGGCUACGAUGAUGUUGCCGGCUAUUAUCGCAAUCAAAAAUGCUAUUUCGGCGCCAUAGUUGGGCGGGUGGCAAAUCGAGUUGCUCGCGGACAGUUCAAGAUGUGCGGCAAAGAUAUCCAUCUAUCGCGAAACUUUAAGGAUCGUUACCAUCUGCAUGGUGGUUAUGUUGGAUUUGACAGCGUCAUCUGGGACGUCGUGGGCAUUCACAAGGAUGGCGUAACCAUGCAACACAUCUCCCCCGAUGGCCAUGAAGGUUAUCCGGGCGAGGUGACAGUCAACAUUAACUUUUCGCUCAACGAUGCCGGCUGCUUUGGCAUGCGGAUUGAGGCGCGUGCAAAGGCCACCACUUGCAUCAAUAUCGCGAAUCAUGCUUACUUCAAUCUGGCCGGACACGGCACCGGCAAGGAUACUCUGAUGCAGCACAUGAUUAUGAUCAAAGCAAGUAAACUCGUGGACACUGAUCAGGAGCAAAUCCCCACGGGAAAGCUGAUGCCUUUGCGGAAUACACCAUAUGACUUCUCCACUUUGACCAAUCUGGGCAAACGCAUCAAUCAGGUUUCUCGCUGUCCUAUUUGUGGCUUUGACAACAGCUACUGCACGGAUGUGGAUCCCAAUCAGGUGAAGCUCGUGGCUCGUGCUGUGCAUCCUUGUUCGGGACGCUAUAUGGAGGUGCAUACAAACCAGCCAGCUUUGCAUUUAUACACAGCAAACAAUUUGCCUGAUGAGGAGCGCGGUGAUGUGGAGAACAUUGGCAAAGAGGGUAGUCAUUAUGUGAAGCACGGUUCUUUCUGUAUGGAGACCCAGAAGUAUCCGGAUGCCAUGAACAAUCCAGAAUUUCCCUCAAUAAUGUUAAAUCCAGGUCAAUUGUAUGACCACCAAGUGGUCUACAGAUUUGGCGCAUGCCCCAAGCGCAUAUAACAAAAAUUUCUACAUACGCAGAUCUUUAUUUAAUUUAAAUAAGAAUAUCACGAGGUGUUAAAAGUAAAGUAAAAAAUGUAAAGAAAUCAAA